Molecule: messenger RNA, 2452 nt
Organism: Morus notabilis
Lineage: Eukaryota; Viridiplantae; Streptophyta; Magnoliopsida; Rosales; Moraceae
Product: subtilisin-like protease SBT1.2
Exons: 1
Coding region: 46-2361 (771 amino acids)
Biological process (GO): proteolysis
Molecular function (GO): serine-type endopeptidase activity
Source: RefSeq, a predicted model, not a curated record
UCUCCCACCAAAUCAUGCCCAUCACCAUUCUCUUAACCCCAAACAAUGGAAUAUUCCAAACCCCAUUUUUACCUUUCCGCCAUUUUCCUUUCCUUGUAUUCUCUCCAAGCAAACACCCUCCAAACUUACGUAGUUCAGCUCCACCCAAAUGGCAUCACAAACUCUUUCUUCACGUCUAAGCUUGACUGGCACAUGUCAUUUCUUCAACAAAUCGUUUCCUCAGAAGAUGAAGACCCUUCUUCUCGCCUGCUCUACUCUUACCACUCUGCCGUGGAAGGCUUCGCCGCGCAGUUAUCGGAACCCGAGCUCGAGUCCCUGCAAAAACUGCCCGGUGUCAUGGCAAUUAGGCCAGACCAAAGGCUUCAGCUUCACACCACUUACUCUUACAAGUUCUUGGGACUAAACCCCACAAGGGAAAACUCAUGGUACAAGGCUAAAUUCGGUGGAGGAGCAAUAAUUGGGGUCCUUGACACCGGAGUUUGGCCGGAGAGUUCGAGCUUCAGCGACCGGGGAAUGCCGGCGGUUCCGAAGAGAUGGAGAGGAAUUUGCCAACAAGGCCAAGACUUCAACUCUUCAAGCUGUAACAGGAAGCUCAUUGGCGCUAGAUUCUUCAUCAAAGGCCACCGGGUGGCCUCGGGGUCAGCAUCGGCCUCACCAGAGAGUGUCCAGGAAUACGUGUCACCGCGAGACUCGCACGGGCACGGCAGUCACACGUCGUCGACCGCGGGCGGUGCUUCAGUCCCGACGGCGAGCGUGCUCGGCAAUGCAGCCGGCGUGGCGCGGGGGAUGGCUCCGUUCGCCCGCAUUGCUGCCUACAAGGUUUGCUGGUACACCGGCUGCUAUAGCUCCGACAUUCUGGCUGCAAUGGACGCCGCAAUUAAAGAUGGAGUCGAUGUCCUUUCCCUCUCGUUAGGUGGCUUUCCGAUGCCGCUUUUUGCGGACAGCAUUGCCAUCGGGAGUUUCCGAGCGAUGGAGCGCGGAGUUUCGGUUAUUUGCGCGGCGGGAAACAACGGGCCGAUCGAAAGCUCGGUGGCGAACGAAGCUCCUUGGAUUGCCACCAUUGGCGCAAGCACAAUGGACAGGAAAUUUCCGGCCAUCGUCCGAAUGGGCAACGGAGAAUCUCUUUACGGAGAGUCCUUGUAUCCCGGGAACCAAAUUUCGGGCUCGGCGAAAGAGCUCGAAAUAGUCUACUUGAUGAGCGAAGACAUAGGAAGUCAGUUCUGCCUCAGUGGGUCUCUUACAAAAGAGGAAGUGGCGGGAAAAAUGGUGGUUUGUGACAGAGGUAUCAAUGGAAGAUCAGAGAAAGGUCAAGUUGUGAAGGAGGCUGGUGGUUUAGCAAUGAUCUUGACAAAUACAGAGCUGAACUUAGAGGAAGAUUCCGUCGAUGUCCACGUUUUGCCGGCGACAUUGGUCGGUUUCGACGAAUCGAUUCGGUUAAAAACUUACAUAAACUCCACAAAGAAGCCUAUGGGAAGAAUCGAGUUUGGAGGAACUGUGAUCGGAAGAUCAGAGGCACCAAAAGUGGCUCAAUUCUCCGCCAGAGGACCAAGUUUCUCAAAUCCUUCAAUACUAAAACCAGAUGUGGUUGCUCCGGGAGUUAAUAUCAUUGCCGCUUGGCCUCAAAACCUGGGCCCCAGUGGCCUUCCAGAAGAUUCUAGAAGAGUGAACUUCACUGUCAUGUCAGGGACUUCCAUGGCAUGCCCUCAUGUGAGCGGCAUUGCCGCUCUAAUCCGCUCGGCGCACCCGAAAUGGAGCCCUGGCGCGGUGAAAUCCGCCAUUAUGACCACUGCCCACGUGACCGACCAUUCGGGGAGACCGAUAAUGGACGGGGACAAGCCUGCUGGAGUGUUCGCCCUCGGGGCGGGACAUGUCAACCCUCAAAGAGCGCUUGAUCCCGGGCUGGUUUAUGACAUUAGGCCCGGUGAGUAUGUCACUCAUCUUUGCACUCUUGGAUACACUGAUUUGGAAGUGUUCUCUGUCACUCAUAAGAACGUAAGCUGCCGCGAAAUUUUGACGAUCAACAAGGGAUUUAGCCUUAAUUACCCUUCGAUUUCGGUGAUUUUCAAGCGCGGAACAGGGAGUAAGAUGAUCAAGAGGCGAUUAACGAAUGUGGGCAGUCCUAAUUCCAUUUACUCGCUGGAAAUAGAAGCUCCACAGGAUGUGAAAGUGAGAGUUAAGCCUAGGAGGUUAGUGUUCACAAGAAUUAACCAAGUUUUGAGCUACAGAGUUUGGUUUAUAUCAAGGAAGAGAUCAGUGGUACAGAGUCAUAGCUAUGCACAAGGACAUUUGACAUGGGUCAAUGCCAAAAAUAGCUUGUACAGAGUCAGAAGCCCUAUCUCAAUAGCCUGGACGAAUAAAUGAUUUUGACGAGUGUUGUCAUGUAGCGUUGACUUUUCUGAUUUGUUGACUCGGAGGAUUCAUGUUAUUGAAAAAUUUGAGGGUUAAAUUUAUU